AUGCAGCUACACGUGCAAGCCACAAAUACAAAACCACUUGAUAAUAUAGUGCCAUCCACAAGUUCACAACAAUCUGACGAAGCCCAGCCUCCCACCUGUGCAGAAAUAAUUAAAGAAAUUCUUCCAUCACCUUUAAAGUCAUCAAUUGCUUCUAAAAGAAUUCGUAAAGUUUCAAAACUGGCCUUGCAUUUAACAUCACCUCAGAAUAAGACUACUCUUCUCGAAAAAGAAGCAAAGAAGAAAUUUAAGGUAGACAAUAAAACCAAGGAAAAUUAG
Parnassius apollo (apollo) is the source of this 276-nucleotide messenger RNA. The record is from the annotation of a GenBank genome assembly. NCBI's taxonomy places the organism in Eukaryota, Metazoa, Arthropoda, Insecta, Lepidoptera, Papilionidae.